GUAUCACAUGAGUUGAAAUUGGCUUUGUUUAUCGGCAUCCGUGGCUGGAAAUUCUCUGGUCGUAACCUAUACUUACAGUAGUCCAGUACCCUGCCUCUCAGAACAUUGUGCGCCCACAUCGCUUAGUUUAUUCGCACUUCAUAGUUAUAUCGCGUCUAACAGUUUAGUUUAGGAAAAAACCCUUGCCUUGCUCAUACGCGUCCCUUGCAUCGACCUCCAAUAGCCUGCUAAAGCCUGCAACAGUCUGUGGUACUAUUUAUACAGCAAGGGUACCCAUCCUAACGCGCGCGAUUGUCGUUGGACGAGGAGCUUCCAUGACCGAUGCACCGACCAGCCCUGCUCGUCAGACACAGGAGGCCGAAGCCACAAAGGUGGUGGUGAUGGGCGAGGAGGUUGUGGCCAAUGAAAAGGCCGCCUCCGCCAUCAAGCCCAUCAAGGAUGAGUGCGAGGCGGACCUGGCGGUGGUGCUGCCGAUGCUGAACAACGCGCUAAGGGCUCUGGACAGUUUGACGAAGGCUAAUAUUACGGAGAUAAAGAACAUGAAGAACCCACCCAGGGCGGUGAAGCUGGUGAUGGAGGCGGUGUGCAAGAUGCUCAGCAUCAGGCCCAACAAGGUCAACGACCCAGCCAAUCCAGCGCGCAAGGUCAACGAUUACUGGGCACCAUCAAAGGCCUUGCUGGCGGAUCCCAAGUUUCUGGAAAUGCUGAUGAGGUACGACAAGGACAAUAUCCCGCCGUCCAUCAUCUCUGCCGUACAACCGUACAUGGCGAUGGACGAGUUUGACCCCAAUGCGGUCCGCAAGGCCUCAGCCGCCGCUUACGGCCUGUGCUGCUGGGUACGAGCCAUGGUAGAGUACGACAAGGCUGUAAAGGUUGUUGCCCCCAAGAAAGCCAAGCUGGCGGAGGCGGAGGCGGCGUGCAGCGAACUGAUGACGGCGGGUCCGAACGCCACGAAGGCAGAGGCGGAGGACAAGACGGCUGAGCUGCCGCAGGCACAGGACAGGCAGGCUGAGCUGCCGCAGGUGGCGGGGGACCCAGUGGCGCAGGUGGAGGGACUCAACAAGCAGCUCUGCUGCUCGUGCCCACUCGCAAACGGGUCUGACGGGAGCCCCCUGAAGGGGCGCUUCGUGGUGCCUGCUGAGGAGGUGCGGCAGCUGCUCGCCAGCAGCGGCAAGACGCUGGAGGAGCUCCUGCACUCGCUCAUCACACCCGCGUCCAAGCUUGCAUGGCCGCCGAUAUCGGGGUUCUGCGUCGGAGCGGUGGCCCUAGGCGGCUCGGGUAACGUGUACGUGGGAGUCAAUGUGGAGUUCCCUGGGGCGCCGCUAAACAACUCGAUUCACGCGGAGCAGUGUCUGCUGGUGAGCUGCCUGCGGCGAGGGGAGACCUGCAUCCGCGCACUGGCAGUGUCCUCGGCGCCGUGCGGGCACUGCAGGCAGUUCUAUGCGGAGGUGAAGGACGUGGACUCCCUGGAGUUCAUCUUCGGCUCGGACGCGCAGCCCAAGUACCUUGGGGACCUGCUGCCUGAGCGCUUCGGACCCGCAGACCUGCAGUCUGAGCCCUUCCCGCUGCUCCUAGAGCGUCAGAGCCACAACGUGGUCUGGCAGGCGGAUGCAGAGGCGCAGCUGGCGGCGCGGGGCGGCGAGGAGGCCUUCCAGCGGGCAGCGGAGGCGGCGCUGCGGGAGACACGGCAGUGCUACGCGCCCUACACGCGCUGCCACUCGGGUGCCUCGCUCAUCACGGCGGGCGGGCGGGUGUUUGCGGGAGGCUACAUCGAGAGCGCCGCAUACAACCCCUCGCUGUCGCCCUUCCACUGCGCCGUGGUGGAUGCAAUCACCAGCUACGGGAUAACGGCGUACGACCAGAUCGCAGAGGUGGUGUUGGCUGAGCGGCCGGGUGCCCCGGUGCAACAUGCAGCCAACAUACGACUGUUGCUGGCGGCAGUGGCACCCGCGGCGCGACUGACGGUGCUGCCGUUGGCGUGAGAGGGGGGAAAAGAGGAAACAACUAACUGACCGCUGGCGCGAGGCGGGGAGGGAGGGCGCUGCGUGUGGCACAAACGUUGUAAUGUGUUCGGGUGGGGAGCUGGCGGCAUUCGCUAGUAGUGGUAGUAGUGCGAUAGCGGAGCGGUAGGUAGCGGGAUGAAAAGAGAUGAGUGUGUUCAAGUGUCUGUGGGGAAGGGGCCUUGUGAGAACGAUGAUGACGACAUGCUGCCUGCUCGUGACGCCCGUACGAGCCAGGAAGCUCAUGGACCGCUGCAAAAGCCGAACGCAUAAAGAGCGUGUUACCGUGUGCCGUUCCGUGUGCUGCACGAUGUGUACUGAACGUGAGGGGUUGGUGCGAACGCCUUCUGUGUGGAACUGGCCUUCUGUGAUUGUGGCCUUCUGUGUGUUAAGAAAACUGGCCGCGGCCAGUGUGUUCUGUGUGUGUGUAUACCUAAGAGCCGGCGGCCGUGAGCCUCGCUGCGGUGCCGAGCGCGUGGAACGGAGGUGGUGAGGUUUCGGCUGUGGUCAAGUAACAGGGUGGUGCGAAACCUUAGCGGAGCGUUGAUGGGAUGGGUGGGCGGAUUGAUGUGUGCUGUGCGCAUGACUUG
Molecule: messenger RNA, 2590 nt
Organism: Astrephomene gubernaculifera
Lineage: Eukaryota; Viridiplantae; Chlorophyta; Chlorophyceae; Chlamydomonadales; Astrephomenaceae
Source: the annotation of a GenBank genome assembly